AUGUGUGGAGCCCUAGGCCUAUUACGUUUUGCCUUUCUACUCAAGUUUGUGUUAGAAUGUCGUGGAUUUCGCCUCGUGGCAAAGUUGGAGCCGAUAACUGUGGAACUGGGGCGAUCUGUGUUCUUGGAUCCAGUGCGCGAUCUGAAAAUCACGUUCCCUGAAGGAGCCACAUGUAAGGUUGAAGUUUUAAGAACUGACCCUUUAUCGCAAAGAGUGGGGUUUCUCUCGCCAGACACCUUUCCAUGCGAUUUCUCUCUUGGCGAGGUGCAAUAUUCACACUUGGGGUCCAUGUUUUUCAUGCAAGACUUUGUUAAACUACAAAUCCGCGCGGACGCCGACACACAAACUCGUUUAAUUCCACUCAAUCUUCGCGUGACGGUUUCGUUCACAGACAUGGAAAUCGUCAAGAAAAAUCUUCCCAUCAAAGUGUUUGAACUCGGGGGCAUUUCCACAGGCAUAAACAACGACGUGCUCGAGUUCAAAGACGGCGUAACCAAAACAUGCUCCGUUACCAUUCUGAACUUCAACAACGGAGGAGUAAAUUCGCGAUACGGAGAACUUGUUAAUGUUACAAGGGACCAAGAGAAAACGGCCAGCUUUGAAUGUAGCGAUUUCUUACGAUCCAAUAUUCGCUAUCAACACAAAAAGCUUUCAUCUUCUAAUCGCGAUUUUAUUCCACUGGUAGUAGAGCUUAUCGAUGAAAAUACUCAUCGAAUCGAGAGGGAAUACUUUCAAAUAAUCGUGCGUAUAAUGGAGGCACGAUCGAACCAAAGACCAGUGGCUUCUUUUGAAGCUUCUCAUACCGUGGAAGUCAAUCAAUACACGCUUGCCCCGAUAACUUCUGAUAUCCUCGCUGCCUCUGACGCGGAAACCGAUGCUCGUGAGAUAAUUUUUAAUAUCACUCAAGCGUUACAAUCAGGCGAAGGUUCGCUGGUAAACACCGAUGACCCUUAUCACUCGCUGACAGCUUUCUAUCAGAGAGAUGUCGAACAGUUUAAGAUCGCUUAUAGGCCUCCUACCGCUCAAUCAUCGGAGCUGCGCAUGUUUCAGCUCAGAUUAGAGGCUGUGGACACCGAGGGCGCGAAAUCUGAACAGAUUCUUCUCUUGAUUAUGGUAAAACCGACUAAUAAUCAAGCGCCUAUUGUUACGAAAAACGCUGGUCUUAGCUUAUUUGAAGGUCAAUCACGGGCUAUCACAGAAAAAUUCAAUCUGGCUAUCUCCGAUAAAGAUAACUUUGAUGACGUUCGGCUGCAAGUGAUUGGCGGCUUGAGGCAUGGCGAGCUUCGAAUAAUUGGACACAAAGUAAAUCAGUUUAUGGCGACAGAUUUGGAAAUACCCGUCAUAACUUAUCACCAUGAUGGUUCAGAUACUUACAGUGACAAUAUUAUCUUCCGACUCACCGAUACUCAACACGACGUAAAGUUCCUGUUCCCAAUAACUAUUGGCCCCGUGGAUGACACUGCUCCAACACUGGUACACAAUACUGGGCUGACAUUGGACGAAGGGGAUCUAGCAUUGAUAGACCAGUACAUGUUGAGUGCCACAGACAUCGACUCCGAGGACAGUAAAAUAAAAUUCAAACUCAUAAGCCAUCCAAACUUCCAAGAGAAUGCGGAUAAUUCAUUGUUUGAAGAGACCAGCAUCGGUGUUUUGUGCCUGCGAACCAAAACUCCACCCGAAAGAGGCGAAAACUGGGUUCUUCUGGAGGACGGCGUUUAUGAAACAAAUGUUACUCAGUUUUCUCAGGACGAUAUCAACAAUAGACGCCUUUACUAUCGGCACCUUGGAGGAGAAUAUUUCAGCGAUGAAGUCGCUUUUGUAAUGUUUGAUGAAGCUGAUGAUCCAAACGUUUCUCCGAUAAAAACUUUUCAGGUCACAAUUCGACGAGUCGAUGACUUACCUCCAUUUCUGUUUCCUGGAUGUCCCUUGGAAUUAAUCGCUGACGAGAAGGGACUGGAGGCGCUAAGCGAAGAUGUACUGCACUACACAGACAAAGAUUCUAAUGAUGACGAACUUCUAUUUUUCAUUACAAAGGAACCUAGCUUUAUUGACGAUGGUCUGAACAGAAGUGAAUCAGCUGGGGAAAUUCUCCUUUCAAAUACGAAAGCAAAAGUGUUGAGAUUCAACCAGCUCCAGCUGCGGCACGAAAAAAUCAUUUUCAAAUCUCCUGACUUGGAACUUGGUACCAAACCUAGAUACGUGCAGUUUGAGUUUUCAGUAUCAGAUCUGUCGGGUAAUACGGUUAGAAAUCAGGCCUUCCGUGUUAUUUUGACGCCGGUAAAUAACCAAGGGCCUCGCGUGGUAGUGAAACCUUUAGAGGUAGACGAACUAAACCAGGCGAUUCUGGGGAGUGCACAUUUGACUGCGUUUGAUGAGGACACACCCAAACAUGAACUGACCCUUACUCUGGUUUCUCCCCCACGGUAUGGCUUCCUCAUCAAAAAUGACCUCGAGUUGCAGUAUCUGGACACUUUUAGCGUCCAGGAUGUUGCAGCGUCCCAAGUUUGGUACCGUCACGCGACUAAAGGCGAGGCGAGUGACGAGGUUGGAUUGACAGUUGACGAUGGAAUACAAAGGCAAAACUUCCUUCUAGAAAUAGGUAUGAUACUGUCAUUGUGAUAUACGUGCUUAUCUAACUUGCCAAGAGUCCCUAUGGGACUGGACUAGUUCUGGGAGGGAACUGUCGAAGAGGUGUCCACUGCGGGAGGCCGACUUUAGUAUAAGGCCUUUUAUUACCCCCUUGCUGGUUAAAAAAAAGCUAAUGAGCUCAAGGAGUAUUUGCUUUUGCUGGAACUUAUCGGGUAACUAGUGUUUGGCUGUGGGGCCACUUUAGCCAGACAGCUUAGGGUUGGGGUCAUUUAAGUAAAAUGAUAAAUCACGAUGAACUAACCAAGCAGAUACAUGGAUUAAGAGAGAAAUCUUCAAGAGUGCCCAAUUACUAUCGAAAACCAGCGGAAUAUAGUUUUCUCUGUAGCUUUUGGAAUAUUUUUGAACAUUCUUAUUAUCGAAGAUACUUAAAAAACGGAUUCUGACUCUGAUAUGAGACAAUGCAAAACUAAGAUCUCGUUAUGUACUCGGCCUUGUGAAACGUUUACGAAAGACUAUGGAAUCACGCAGAAGAUCAUCGAGAAAUUUCAGUUUAUGUUACACCGACUUCUCUACGCUGAGAUUAAGUAUAAUACAUUAAGUACAGUACAUGACCUAAAAUAGGAACUGUUCUAUAUUCUUUAGUUUUUUGUCUUUUUUGAACUGAUCUCUUUUCCGUGCAGUAAGAACAUUUCUUUUAAUGCUGAGAGUCGAAAAUCCUCGAGCUGCUCGUUUCCGGAUUAUGAAUGUAAAAUCUGGGGUUUUAGGUACACUUUCACUUUAACAUAAGAACACAAAGGUGCAGUAGGGCACUCCUAUAAUGAGUUUAAAUGUAAAUUAAAACCAUGUGGUAAUUAAAGAUAGACAUAGAGCCUGCGGCGUAAAUUUUUGUCGUAGUAAAUUCUUUCUGGCAAGAGUUUUUCGCAUUCGAAAGAUCACACGUGCCAUCAUUAGUUUUGAAAUACAAGUAAUGAAGUUAUUAGGAAACGAAACUGAAGAGAGUGUUUUUAGAGCUGUAAAUAUCCUUUUCUAAAAUGUCAAAGCUUCGGGGUUUUAAAGUUACCACAACUUGCUUGAAUCGGACCCCUGGUGUCUAAAAUGUCAAGAGUGGAAAAAGAUUUGUGUCUUGCUUAAAAGUCGCAUUCGUGCCAUGAUCAGAUUGUUGUACUCAUAAGAGAGUAGAGUAAGUGUUUAUCUAUCCUGAUUUUGUAGCCUAAAAUUUUCAAGUUUGUCAUUACCAAUCUGAGUUAAUCUUCUCCCCUCUUGCCUAUCCUCGUCAUUAUUUAUUGCUUUCUAUUUAUCUCUUUUGUAUUUUUCGCGAUAUUAAAGGUUUUAAUCUCGUAAAAUGGGAUAUUCUAGGACGCUAAAGAGACUGAGUCACCUCUUGGCUUCAAUAGAGUUUUAGUAGGGAGGUCUGAGUGUUACAAUUAUCGCAAAUCAACAUCGAAAUAAGCGUCGAGGAUCGUAUAGGAAAGUUGCGCGUGCAAGAUUGUGAGGCCGGGGAGGAAUUCUUGCUUUCAUUCUCUAAGAAAACGACCUUCGACCGCAAAGCUAUGGUUAAGAAAAUGAAUAAGAAUAAAAGAAAAACGUCCAGAAAAUUAUAGUUACAUGAACUCUCUAAGCUUGUAUGAAUAGAAAGCUUGAAUAGAAACAUAAAUAGGCUAAUAGGUAUCCUCCUUCGUGUCACCAAAUCUACUGGCUUGACUUAGUACGAUUUUUACUCGGCUUGACGUGUUAUUCAUUAAGUGUUUUGUUCCGUUGUUUUAUCUCUUAGGGAUCAUGUUUCUCCAUGAAACCGAAAACAAUGAGAGUUUUUUUUUAUUUUGGCCAAAGAUCAAAAGAAAAAUAAACAAAGCUUGACUUGGAGCAUGAUUUAUGGCUCUAAUCGUUAGAAUCAGACGAAGAUGACCAUCCAAGCUGUAGUCUAAAUAGACAUCAGCCAAACCUCAUCGUGUGAGGUUAGCUUUCGGUCUUUUUUUUAUAGAUUAUUACAAUACAGAAGGUUUUCAGAGAUAAAAUAGCGACGUUCAAAUAUGUCUCCGAAGAAGUUAUCGCCUCAGUUGUUCAUGAGUUAUCAUGAUAAUCCUUUCAAGUAAUACAUCCUUGCAUGUAAGAGGUUUUCAUAAUUUUCUAUAGUAUUUCUUGGCGAUUUUUUUCUUAACAGUAAGCCAAUAACCUCUUGAAACCUAAGUGAGAUGAAUUCGCAUUCCAGGUCAUGUUCUUUCCCUUCUGAAAAGAGAAGACUUUCUUCUGAAGAGUUCCGAAAGAAAGAAAAGAAAAAUUUGCGUACCAAGGCGUGCAAAAUAUUUUCUGAACAAGAAAAAAUCGAAAGAGGAAUUUGUUUGUUAAACAACACGAAGAGACGUGCUGUAUAUCUUUUGCGCCAUCCGUCGUCCAUGAAAGCGAGGCAUGAUUGAUUACCGCGACAUUCGCUCUAAUUUGAUAAGUGUUCCGGCAGAAGCGCGAUUAAAGUAAUCAGGAAAUGUUUUUUUUUGUAUUAAUGAGCAUGCUCCUUCUAUUUGAGAAGCUUGCGUGCCCUAUUCCUGUCUAUUUUGUUGGCACUACUUAUUUCAAGCUGAGCUAAUCAAUAAAAACUCAGCUUUGGGAAAAAAAAGGACAAAAUUCAGACGUUCAUAGUGAAAUUCGCGCAUAGUUUGCCUCUCAAGUAUCGGCCAUUUUUGAGAAACCAUGUUUGCUUUUUUAAUAGAAAGAAAGAUUUAUUUUCUAUGAUUUCGUGCAAACUCCCUCUAGGUUUUUUUCAUGCGGGGCCUUAAACUCCUAAAGCUUGUUAAUCCAUACUAAACGGAUUAAAUCAAACACGAGCAAUAUGUUAACAGAGGCUACAAAUAAAUAAACACUUUAUUUGAAUUUCUAUUUAACUGUGUUUAUCGCAAAUUGUCUCGGAAUUAUCGAUCGCAUUUCAAUAUGUUGUCUAUACUAUGUAAUCCCCUCUGAUAAAGGAUUUCGAAGACGUUUCCAGAAUGCUUUCUAGUUUUUUUCCAUGACUUCUUGCAGAAGUCUUACUAAAUGGAAAAGGAUUCUUAAUCAAGUGGAUUUGGACCGGACGCGCUUAUAGUUAACACUUGGAUUGGCAGUACUUCUUCACGUCCUUAUCAGACAAUUGACGGGCUCUGAAAUUUGGACCGGUUUCAAUCCGUCCACGUUGAAAGUCUAUUUCAUAAGGAUUAGAAAGUUCCACCUCAUUUGUCUGAGAAAAAUCCUGUAUAAUCUGCUUUUGGGGAGUUUAUGGAUUAAGCACUUUGAAAACAGUUCUUUGCCGCACAAUGUUUCUUGUUUCUGUUCCCUAUUACAAAUUACCCUAAAAUAAAAAAGGAAAAGAAAAUGAUUUUAAUUGUCGAGCCAGACAAGGAGUUUUUAUUUAUGUUGGGAGAUCUUUUUUUAGCAUAGAUGAAAGCAUGGCCUAAGGCUGAAGAGAAAUGUUUCCAGUCUCGAUCUCUCGCUAGCUAAUAGGCUGAAAAAUAUAGCGAAUCGUUGAAUCGAACUUUGGUUUUUAAGCCUUGUUUACAUACCACAGGGAGAAAACUUGUGUUUGCGUGAAUAAACUGAAAACUGUAGGAAAGCUGUCUUCUUCAACCUUUUGUAUCUCUGGCAAAAGCAACAUAUGAUGAUUGAUGAAAAAUUUGAAUGGAAAAUAAGGUGACAUCUUGGUGAAAGCAGAAUCGUAAUCGCCAGUACGUGUAAAAAUUUUACUGACUAAUCCUACACGCCCUAAUAUCAGUCUGCAUAUUUUCAAUACUCUCCUUUACAUGUUUAUUUUGGUAUUGAAAAGGAAACUUUGUUUAAUAACCAAGAGCUUCUUUCGUUAACGAUCAUUUGCUUUCCUCUCUUGACCUUGAGUUUUGAAUCAGUAGUGAUAGUGUGAGUAGAUUUUAGAUAGCAGUCACCCCCUGGGCUAAAGGGCUUGUCAACAACAAUUGGUGCGGAAAACUAGCUCCGGUAGCCCUUGUUAUCAAACCUCGCUCAUAAAUUUGUUAUCGAGUGCAUUUAUUAGUCUGACACAAGAACCUUGAGCCGCAUUAGCUAAAGCAAAAUUCUCCAUUGGAGGUUUCCUCGGCAGAAUAGAUAAACGACUACGAUAAAGCAAGGCCUCUUGGUCAAAAUCUGAGUUGUUGGUCUCAUUUCCAUUGGGCGGGGACUUUUUGAGUGAAUAAACUUCCUAGGGAGGAAUUUCAUAGUCUGUAAGUUUUUCUUUUUUUCUUACCCAUCCAGUUAUCAUUCCUGAGCGCAAGAAUGUGACUUGUCAUGUGUACAAUAUGACAGUGACUGUAAAGGAAAAUUCACGGGAGGCUAUCAAAAUUCACUCUUCUUCUCAAAGUCCCCGCGACACGGAGAUUAUACUUCGCAUCGCUAGCCCACCCCGGGUAGGGCGAAUUUUACGCGAUGGAAAGGUGAGCUACGAGUUUAGUGUCCAGGACUUGGAAGCUGGGGUUGUCUAUUACGAGCACAUUGGAAAAGAGACUGGACUCCAAGGAGAUGUGGAUCAUUUUAAUAUGACGUUGUUGAAUGACACAGAGACCUGGAUUCGAGAGGGAAGAAGAUAUGAAGGUAACUUAAAAUGUUAUUGUAAUGAAAUGUGCUUCAUCAGAUUACAAGUAGACUCGUUCAAAUCUCCUGUUGGUGUGUCUGAAGUAAUUACGUGACUAUGGAAAACUGCGCAGCUCAAGCCAGACAGCUAAAUGUUCACAGUUUUCAAGUGCCAUGAAAAUUACAUGAGAUUUUCAGGAAAGAGUUCGAAUAUGAAGAGAAGAUAGUUGAACGAGAAUUGUGCAAUUUUACUUACACAAAACAGGUCUCCUUGUUAUUCCAAACAUAGAUCGUUUUUUUUGAAUAUUAUUAGAUGACCAGUUCAACACCACAUCAGUUCGCGUUCGCUAUAGUUCAUCUGAUAUCAAGCACGUCAUUUAAAUGCAGUUAAAGAUUAAUAUGUUAUUUUAUUUUUAUUCUCACAGCAGUGACUGUGGUCACAAUGAUUCUACCAGUGGACAGUCAGCCGCCAGCAGUGAGUAGAAACGAACCACUUGUUGUGCUUGAAGGUGGAGAAACCAAACUCACGUCACGCCAUUUGACUAUCGUCGAUCCCGAUACGCGUGACAGUGACGUCACUUGCACCAUUGAUAUACAACCCACAGUGGGUUUCUUGGAAAAUGUCACGCCAUCUCGGGGAUCAGAGAUCAGCAACGCGGGAAAACGUGUUACCUCUUUUACUAUUGACGAGAUACGAGCUGGACGCAUCAGCUACGUGCAAGACAAGUAUGAGAACAGCGAGCCAACCAUGGAUUGGGCGGCUUUUUCGUGUUCUGAUGGUAAUAACACAUCACCGCGUUACUUGCUGAAUAUCGAUAUCAUCCCGCAAAAUGAUGAAAUACCGCAGAUAUUCAUCCGAGAAUUUAAGGUGGAUGAAGGUGAUGAGAUGAUCAUUGACGUAGCUGUCCUGAACGCAGUCGACAAUGACGAACCUCUGGAUGAGUUGGUUUUCUUCGUUGUCACGCCGCCAAGUCACGGCAUGAUCACGGACACACGGAGGGGCGCUGUGGCACCAGUGCCCAGGUUCUCCCUGACGCAGAUAAAAAAAUCGACCUCUAUAGUGUACCAACAUGAUGGAAGCGAGAGUACUCAGGAUUCUUUCGUUGUGAGCGUCACGGAUGGCAAAUAUAACACAACGCGUUCAAUUCCUGUUAUCAUCACUCCUAUCGAUGACGAGGAACCCACAUUGUCAGUGAAUAUUGGACUACAGAUCGAGUUUGUUGGCGAAAGCAGACCAAUCACGCCAAACAACCUCAGAGCCACAGAUAUAGAUUCCUCAGAUGAGAACAUCACAUUUAUAGUACGCAGUCCCCCGCGGUCGGGAUCUCUGAGGCUUAUAAACCUUAAUGGGUCCGUUCAAAACUUAGGUCGGUGGCAAAGGUUUACUCAAAGAGACAUUGAAGAAAGACGUUUAGUUUACUCUCAGGAUCCUCAUAUCCCAAGCGAGAGAGAUCAGAUAAAAUUUGACAUUUCUGAUGGUAAAAACAUACGAUUAAAUCAAAUAUUUUACGUGCAAAUCAGCGCUGGCGAUAGAAUUCACCCAACUGUAAUUAAUAAAGGAGUGCAGUUGACCCAAGACUCUCGCGUCAUUAUCUCGACAAACUUCCUCAGUGCCAGCGAUACGGGAAGUCCCAAUGAAAAACUACGAUUUUUACUGAAAAAGCAGCCGUUAAAGGGUCACUUGGAGCACUUGGACUUUCCCGGACUGCGACUUAAUUCCUUCACCCAACUUGAUUUGGCGGGAAAUAAAAUUGUCUAUGUACACACGAGUACCGACGAAGCUAAAGCGGACAGUUUUGAUUUUGAAGUUUCUGAUGGCACUAAUGGCGUGGUUCGCACAUUUUUGGUGACGCUGUUAAACAUCGACAACAAAAAACCAGUUCUAAUCCAUCGAAAACUUGUGGUCAAUGAAGGUGAGAGUAUACUGAUAACACCUUUCGAGCUGCGCGCGGACGAUCAAGACACGCCUCCCGCGAAUCUCGUGUACACAGUCACGCGCGUACCUUUGCACGGCUGGCUACUUAACCGCGGGAUUCCUACGCACGUAUUCACGCAAGAAGAUAUCAACCUUAAUCGAAUUUCCUAUGCUCACGAUGGUACAGACGUGGUCAAAGACAGCUUUAAAAUCACGAUAAGCGACGGAAUUCAUAACAAAUUUUACAUGUUUCCAGACACCGAGAAUGUGGUUCGUGAGCCCCGGGAAAUUCAAGUGUUUGUUGUUCCCGUGGACAACAGAAUUCCACAACUGAUUAUUAACAGAGCGGCCACCAAUCUUGAAAACUUACCGGGCAACAAAAUCGGGCUGGUUAUAAGGAACGCUUCGUUACGCGCGGCGGACCUGGACAGUGAUAAUUCUGAGCUUCUGUACAUUGUCACAGCUCAACCAUCAAACGGAGAUCUUGUGGCACAAGGGAAUUACCAUAGCAACGGCAGCAUCACAAACUUCACUCAGUCCGACAUUGACGCCGGAAACAUUUCGUAUGUCUUACAUGAACAUUGUAACGCCACAAAUGACGGUUUCAACUUUGACGUUUCUGAUCCUGCCGGGAAUGUCCUGCGCUUUCAGCGAUUUUCUCUUACUUGGGCGUGGGUUUCAUUUGAACGUCAAAAAUACCACGUUAGCGAGACAGAAGGAACCAUAAGCCUUGGAAUCAUCAGGAAGGGUUUUCUAGGGGACCCGUCCUUUAUUCGCAUGGCUAUAAAGGGUCUUACAGCUACUCGAGGCCAGGAUUUCUCCUUGGUUAGCCCUGCGCACGUUCAUUUUAGUCCUGGUCAGAGGAAAGCGGAGUGGAAGUUAAUCGUUGAGGAUGAUGGGAUUUACGAAGCCAAUGAAACGUUAGAGGUGGAGCUUAGGAGUCCUGAGAUGUGCGUCAUCAGGCAACCAAAGACAGCUCACGUGACCAUCUCAGAUCCGGAGGAUGGUAAGAUAUGAUCAUUUUUAAAAAAUAUGUUUUGCACAGAGCAAUUUACAUUUGAUUGUCGAAACAGGAACCACAUUAUGGACUCCUGUCGAAAGUAAUCUGGUAUUGAAGAAUUUUCACCACUUCUGUCUUUGAGUGAUGCAAUUUCAUUUUUCGUUCGUAAUUUGUUGCCCUAUUUUUUCUGGCAUUUUCUAGUUCCAUCGGUUGAAGUUGUUCAAAGUCACUUUGUUGUGGAGGAAAGUGUCGGAGAAGUAAGAAUUCCCUUGAGGCGCACAGGAGACACCAGUCAGCGGCUGUAUGUCAGUUGUGUGACUACCUUUUUUGGGGAGGAAGGUAGGCGAGAAGCCAGGAUAUGGCUGAGUCUAAUGGGCCAAGGAGCUCACACUGCCUCUUGUCAUCUCGAUUUCUAUUUAAUGAAGUCACUAAAAUUUUAACUAUCACUUCUCCCCAUAAAUCGGAUGCUUGUCCACUACAGGUUACUCCCCUAUUCAUCGUCUCUCUGUCCCCGUUCCCCCCUCCCCUUGGCAUUUUAUCAGGUAUUCCUAUUACGUUGCCGGUUUUCAUUUCGCACUUAUGGGUGGAGAUGAGGGGGGGAUCAUAAUUUGAUCCUGGGUCUUCAAUAGAUAAUCCAACAGGUCUGUUGCUUCCUCUACCGAGGGAAAAGUACAAAAUAAGUGAAUUGAAUAGUUCCACCAAUUAUGUUUUUAUGGAUCUUCACAAAAGAAUUUUCUUUCAGUGAGCUUGUAUUUAAUAUGCUUCAGGUUGGGCCACAGGGACGUUACCUACGUCUAUAUUGUCUUACUCCGACUUUAUCACGAGGCCUGACAGCAAACACAGUGUGAUUACUUUUGGAAAGGUAAGCACUGUAGAACCAUUAUAGAAUUUUUUAGGCUGCGCAGCCGGCGGUUUAUUGAGAGCUUCAUGACAAUGUAGCAGUCAGUAGAGCCCAAGCGUCUCUCUGACUUACCGCUGAUUUAUUCUGCCGUCCUGUUCAAAUCUUCAAAGCGGACGCAACUCCCUUAGCUACACAGGCUAACAGAAUUUACUACGUAAAUUCUGUCUUGCAAAAUCGUGUGCGAUUCCUCAUACUGUUGCCUUAGGAUAAUAAAGAAUCGGUUUAGUUUCUAAGGCGGUUAGUCUUUUUAUUUCAGGAUGGUUAUUUCGUAGGUUGUACCCCUUGAAAGGCUACGCGGCAACUUUUCACGUCUUUCAUUUGCAAUCAUGCCUAAGUUUUUUCCAUCCUUGACCAUCUUAGUCACUUUUUGUUAUAUUUUCGCUUGUUUGGGUUUUUCUGUCAAAAAAACUUUUACAUUAAGGUUUCCAUUCAUUAAAGUGCAAUUUCUGCGACGCGCAACCGACUCAAAAUGUGGCGUCAGAGCUUCUUUAAUUUGAUUUUCCUUCUUUUUUUUCUUCGAAGGGUGAUACUGUUAAAUACUGUCCGGUCACCAUUAUUGAUGACUCUCUUUACGAGAACGAGGAAAAAUUUUAUGUGAAAGUGAUCUCCCAUCUUGGCAGCAGAAUAAAUAGUGAAAGGAACAGCAGCAUUAUUGUCAUAGCGCCGGAUGUAAAGGACGGUAAGGGAACAUGAUGACACGCGACACGAUAAUUUGAACAAUUAUGAAAUAAAUGUUUGCAUGUUUUCUUUAGCUUUACGCCAAUUUUCGAGUCUAGGUAGGGCGAAGAUUCGAGAUCAUUAACUGCGUUGCCAGACACGCAAGCUGUCCUCAAUGACGCACCGCUAUUUUGUUUUUCAUUUUCUAGAGGUUCGAGAUCUUUGUGCGCCGCCGAAAAAACAUCUUUCUUGUUCCGACACAAAGAUAAUAUCAACAAGCCGACAUUACAAGUUAGAAAUAGAACCACAAGUGCGCAUAGAAAGACAACAUUCGGCGUGGCUUCUUGGAACUCAUUCCUUCUUUUACGCGGCGUUGACUGAGCUGGCACGUUCCUGAUAGGCGGUCCUCUUUGAAGGGAAAAAACACGGACGCGCUCUAACUUAAGACGAUUACAAGUUACAAUUAAGGGCUUAAGGCAUCUUUUGAAAAGCCAACGUCUAACGUCUGGUUGACAAAGAUUAUCCCAAAAGCAGAUUACUUAUGUAAACACAAGUCUGGCUGUCAAGUACAACAACAUGCAACAUACUUGAUGGAAGUGACACUUCCUUCUAAAAAUAUUGUUUGAAUCCUCUUGAAUCAAAGGUUAAACGGCGUUUAAUUGUAACAUCUGAUACCGUUUUUUCUGUCUCGUUCGCCCAAUUGUCGAACAAUUUUUGGAAUGUAUUCAUCAGCCUAACCAUUUGUUGCCGUUUAUUUAGAGCCCAAGAUAUUCUUUGAUCGCGGGCGUUACUCUGUGGAUGAAAGUGUCGGCAAGAUUGACGUCAGCCUGAAGAGGACUGGAACUGACCUCUCGAAACCAUCGUCUGUGUUCCUGAGGUCGAGACAAAUGGAUCCAAUCUCCGCUCGAGGUAUGAAGGCACAGACAUGAGCUACUUUAGGAAAGUAGAGGGCUAUUAAUAAGCAUAUAGAUUAAUGUGAUAUAGAUUAAUUAAGAACAGCGCAGUUAUUUUAUCCUUUGUAAACAAUAUGGUUUUGAGUUUCUGAAAGUCGUUCUAGUUCUUUGUGCUUGACUGAUUGUAAUGUUUUAGUGUUAAUCUCUGCAAUGUAAUGUAAAACAGAUGAAUUGAAAUCAGAUGAUGGCAAUCGACUUAAGUUGUAAGAUUGAAGGCCAUUUCCUUGGUGGUAGCUAAGUUGUCGGGCAUGCUAGACGAAUUUUGCUUUCUUUUGCGGUAGAAAAUACCGCCCUCGUGAGCGAGCAAUGACUAUGAGUCUGAAUAAGGGUCGCGACAGAAUUUUCACCUCAAUAUGGAGGGUUUUAAAUUCACAAAUUUAAGCCCGAUCACCAAUUGAUUCGGUCGCAAAAAGCAAAUCUGAGUGCGAAACAUUGCACUACCUUUGCGUUCGAGUCGCUUAGGAUUUUCUGUGGUUGUCUUGUAGCUACUGAGGACUACAUCCCCGUUAUCCAGAUGGUUUACUUCCCACCUUUCUCAAAGAUUCAGACAGUACAGGUCACCAUCCGAGACGACCAAGGACUUCCUAAGGUGGAGGGGACGGAGGAAUUUGAACUUGUACUUAGAACGCCCAUCAACGCUGGGCUUGGGCAGGCAAGCGAGACAGUUGUUGCAAUUGACGACUCAAUUUCAGAUUGUGAGUUUCUUUCUGAUAUAUACUGUAUGUAUAUGUUUUUGUACAAAAAAAUCUAGCUUACUUAUCUGGGGUGAAGAAUUCCGUUGUUGACUCUUGGCUUUGUGCGCACGAACUUGAGGGACCAGUUUUACCACUAACUGACAAUAUCAAGCAAUUUCUGUUCGCUGCUUUUUAAUUUUGAAUUGUUAUGGCUCUGUGAUCAAUAAAGGUGAGGUGUCACAAGCCUAGCCCAUUACUGGAGGGGCUUAUUCCGGUAGCAUGAGGCAAACAGAGUAUCGCCACCCUCAUUUGGCAGGAUGCCACUCAAUUUCUAGUUACCCCCUAAUAUUCGAUCUGGUUUUACUGACAGUUAUCAGGUACCGAUUAGUUCUCCUUCGGGAAAAGAGGUUAUGUAAGAAUAAAGACAACCAAAGCAAGCUUAGGCUUCAUGCCUGAUUAAUCCACUUGCAGUCCAGUCCAAGAUAAUGAUUCUUAAAUUAUGUUAUUUGUUGUGAUGUGCUCAUUAGCCUUACGAGUAAAAGUUGCGGCUAUCUUUUUUCUUUCCCGUCUGAUGUCUUCGGUUCCUUCCUAGUGCCCACAAUACAAUUCGAAAAGACAGCAUAUUUUGCCAAUGAGGAAUCAGGAACGCUAAACGUUGUGCUCAUGCGCAGUGGUGAUCUUUCAUAUACGUCAUCAGUUCGAUGUUACACGCGGUAUCUGACAGCACAGGUGGAACGAGAUUUCAAAGAGAGACCGGACACAGAUAAGUCACUGGUUCUGUUUUACCCAGGGGAGUAUCGGAAGAUUUGUCCCGUGACUAUUGUAAACGAUGUUGUAUUCGAAGGGAAGGAGAUGUUUCGGCUAAGAUUAGGAAGCGUGGACAAGGCAAGCCGGAUAGGAAAGAGGAAUACUUCAAUAAUAAGCAUAUUGGACUCUGCCGAUAGUAAGUGCUAAGAACGAGUAAACAAGUAAACAAACGAAAAAUAUUUGAUUUACAAGUUCGAAUGUCAUUUAAAGCUAACCAUUAUCUUGAGAAUAUUUAAUUAAAAAAAAUUAGAAUAAAAAAAGGAAAAUAAAUGGGACAGGCAGAGCAUCCCGAUAACUGUUAACCGAGCUCAGGCUUCAGUUAAACCAAUCAAUUCCAUAUCUAACUUUACAGACACCUUUUGAGUUUUUGGCACAAUUGCGCAUGAAUUCUGUAAAACUUUGGUUGUAAUUUUCUCAUUUUGUUUUGACUUUUUCAACUUCUAGAAUAAAAUGUUUUGUACUUCUUUCUUUUCCAGAGCCUGUGAUUCAAUUUACCAAGGAGCGUGUAUUUGUCGUAGGCCCUGCUGUAGCUGGAGCGAACAGCGAAGCUUUGAUUCCUGUUAAGAAAACAGGUGACCCCACCGUGCGAUCAAAAGUCAGAGUUUACAGUCUUGAUGGAUCAGCAAAGGCUGGUAGAAGUUAUCAACCGAUGACCGAGGUAAUUCAUUAUUAAAAGCAAGCUAAUGUAUGGCGCCGCAAGUCGCGUGCGAGAAAAAGAAAUUAAAAGGAAAGUUGGUGAGUUUGAAGGCAGCGCGGGCGCGAAGCUUUCUGAGGCCAUUCCUCACUCGCCAAUUUCUUUCUUCAGUGCUUCAAAGGGUUACUCGUAGACAGCGAUGGAACCUGCUUCUCGGCUGUUUUUCUCAAAGUAACAAGAUAAGCCUGAGAUCGAUAAAUUUCUUUAAAACAAUGGCAGCCCUCGUUCAUAAUAGCUUUUCUUGUCACCAAAUCUAUAGUUAUUCAAUUAAGAAUAAAUUUCUUCACUUCCCUUCACAGAUUAUCGAGUUUUCGGGAAACAAGUCAGCUCAUGUAAUAGCUAUCAAAUUACUCUUCGACGCUCAUCGAAAGAUUCGCUCCGCGUUCAGCGUCCAUCUGAGCUCUGACAUGACCGGCGAAAGUAGCCUGGGGCUGAAGAAAGUUAUCGUUUACAUUGAACAGCCGUCUACAAAUCCAACCGUCACGUUUCCGUUGUCGCCUAGAAUUGUGUCAUUGCGUGACUAUGAUGACGUCAGUGGUGCAGGAUCCGAGGUUAUAAUGGGUUAUCCGCUGAUCUGUGUAACGGUAAGUUUCCAGAAAAAUCUUGUCUAUAGUAGGAUACUGAGUGUAGUGAACGUAGUAUGUAUGUAUGUCGCAGGUGUAGUCUUCCAUUUUUGCUCUUAGUCUACGAAGUGGUGUGAAACAAAUGUUCCAUACUGUGUUUAAUAAUCCUGUCCUGAAAAAGCAUAAAUUUUCAAUUUUUUUGGUGUAGGCCUGUAAUCCAAAACACCCGCGCUAUGCAGAAACUGGCUCCAUCUGCUCUUCACAAAGAAUCAACAACAGGUUGACGCAAUUCCGUUGGCAAGUUGGUGACGAUUCUAAGGACCUCACCAGUGACUCUUUUUUCGCAAGAACUGACCUCGUGACUUUAGACAGCUCAUACUUAGUCCCAGGUACUCGAGUGCGAUGUGUUGCGCGGGCGGUUAGCGACCGCGGUGAGUUGGGCCUGGAGUCAACUAGCCCUCAAGUGAAUGUGAGUAGAAAAGACGGACUAUGUACACCACGUGACCCUCAUCGCAUGGGUUCCCAGGAGAUUGUGGCGAGUAUUUCUUUCACAGGGAUGACGGGUAAUAAAUAUUCCAACAAAGUCCAUAUCAAAUUAGCCAUUCCUCAUACCGACGGUCUAAUACCAGUUAUAUCUACCAAGAGGUUAAGAAACUUCAAACGGAUCCUUCGUCCAGGUGUGCUGAGACAGGCGCAACACAAAUGUUCUAACCUUUUGGAUGUAAACGAACUGAUCACCAACUUUGGUUUUGUUUCUCCUUCCAUGAAAGAUCGUGAAAGUAUGAUCGAGGGCGAACCUUAUCAAUUUAGUUCCGAAUUAAGAAGUAACAGAACAAUACGCUUUUAUAGGAAUCUCGAUCUGGAGUCGUGUGUUUGGACUUUUAACAGUUAUUAUGAUUUAUCAGAACUCACACAGUAUUGUGGCGCUUCGGUGACGUCAGAUGGACAAUCACGUGAUAUCGCACAAUCCCAGAUCACCGUUCGGGUACCUCUAUAUGUGAGUUAUGUGUAUCGUGUACCAAGGAGCAGAGGAGACUGGGUCCAUUAUGACCAUGCCAUGUAUUUGCGCCUGUAUCUAACUUACGACACCGCUGUGCUGUUGAAUAAUGGCAUUCAAACUCCUGAGGGGGGCAUGUUUAAAGGAGACUUGUGGCCAACAGCUAUCUCUGUUCGCGAGGAAGAUAAGAAGCUGGUGGUGAAUUUCAACACCAGAACAAAGUUUCGAGGAACAUACCUGAUUAAAAAUCCUGGUAAGUUUAAUUCAGCUUCUUCAUCGAUGAAGUGCCUACAAAAAAGUUAUCGGCGACAAAAACAACAGACCCGCGCGUUUUGAGCUUAGGCAUAAAAGAAAUAGACUUCAUACGAUGGAGCUUGUACUCUUUGGUUUCUUAUCUUCCAUCAAUAGGAAAAACAAUGCAUAUCGGUGCACAUACCCCCCCUAAGAAUCUUAAACUAGGUAAGCUGUAGUUCAUUUCCCUCCAGGUAGCGUACAACCUACUCUUUAAAUAAAUUAAUAGCCCAUCUUUCGUGCAGAAAAAGAUCCGUUUAACGCACCCCUUUCAUUGCUCAUUUACACCAGUCUUAUUGAAAAUGUUAUUUUUUUUCAUAAUGAAGGUACCCAAGCCAUGGCAGCUGUUAUGUCACGUGACCGCCCCCACCUGAGUUUCGGUUUGAGCCUGGUAUCAAGUGAACAAACGUUCGACUACCCCAAGCAGACCUGGCGAUUUCAAUCCCAGUUUGCCUUACGAGAUUACACUGGUGUUUAUUUUAUCAAACUGAUUCCUUGUACAGUUGCUGAGGUGGUUAUUUUAGAAAUCUUCACGUAGUAUUUACUAUAUGGCACCAAGAGAAAAUCAGCUGUAUGUUUGCAGUUGGUAUUCUCUUAAUGGCGCAUUGUUUUUGGUAAAUGAAAGGCACAAAAAAAAUUGAUGUAAAUGAGUGCCUGGGUAUGUAUUUUUGUUUCUAUGCAGGGAGUGAGUUACUCAGAACCGCCGACCUGCCAUCCACGUGAUCCGGUGACGUUCACUUUACCAAUCAGGUUCCAGCAGGUUCCUGACCCAGUCCCCGGGCAAUUUACUUUAAAUGCUCAGUUUCUGCUGCUGGCCAAUCGGGAUCAGUGGUUGGAUGGAGACGUUAAUGGGAUGAAGGAUUUAAACGUGGACGCUGCCUUCUCCAGAGGUAUCUACCCCUUUAGAUUCAUAUUAGUAAAAUUAUCCGUCUGCUCUCUGUUUCUCUUUUUCUCUUGUUCAUAAGACCUAAAAUUUUAAAUUCAAAGCCGACCUAGAUCAGCGGACUCAAAAUCCCUUCGCACAUGCGCCACUUUUAGAUCCUUAUUCUUCAUAAUUGCUGACUUAUUAAACUAUGUGUCCCUGCGACAUGUCGUAAGAUACCCGGAGAAGCUUUUUGCAGAGAGGUACUUUGUUCUUUGGUUCUCCACACCCCUUUGAAAAACGUUCAUUUUAUUCCAAGUAUCGUUCCCUCUGGAUAACUGCGGUUUGUAAAUGGUGAUAGGGGCAAGUUUCCUUCUCUCUUUCUUCUGAAUGAAAUUAUAUUUGAAACCGAAAUUUUAUUACUUGUGUGUUUCACUGUUUUGCAUAGAUUCGAAAAUCUACGGUCGCAUCUCACUACUCGAAGCCAGAGGAUUCGGCAAGGGUAGGAAGGGGUAUGCUUUAGCGGCAGAGAAGGUGUACCUGUGUACAGGGGUCGGAGAGUUCGUUCCUACUUACGACCCACUGAAGAACAAAUUUGGAUGUAUGGCGCAGUCAUUGUACUUGGAGCAUCGGCUAAAAGUUCUGGUAAGUUUUUGAUGACUUUUGCACAAGGAACAUGAGUAGGCAAAGGUAUUGGAAGAAAAAAUGCUUCAAUUAGUUAUGCAAAAUAGAUCAAUAUUCCUGUACUGAAAUACCUUUUUAUUUCACAUCAAAUCAGGGCGUGCUAGUACACAGUUCCUUAAAAAAUUGGUUGAAGCUCGAGAGAAACCCACCUCUUCUUCUAAACGUCAUUUCCGAUUUUCAGCGAAAUCAUUGCUCCACCACGAGACCUUUUUGAAUGGGUUCUUCGGUUUAAAAGUGAAUUCUCUUUAUCAUUCAACAGGACAGAGAAGAACCAGAUACAAUAGAUACUCAUCUCUCUAAUGUGCCUUUUAAAGCAAAAUUUGCUGAACAAGAAGUCCCAGCCACCAACAUCUCAGAAGACCCUGGAUCUGAUGGGUUUUUAAUGAACAGUGCUCCUUUGUUCGAGGUAUGUCGCAGAUUAAAUUUCGAUUUUCCCAUAAUUGUGGUUGCUUUGUUUUGUACACGGCAUGACAUUCCAAUGCUCAGACCUUACCCUGACUGUCGCGAUUUACACCAGCAUUUGCACCAGGUUAUCUUGCAUCAACAGUAACACGUCGAUUGUUUUCCCCUCGGCAGGUUCCCAGGAGCCGGAAGUGGUUCAUGCAUGCUAUCUAUUCCGUCACAUCCGGAGUUAACUCCAGACCUGCUCGAUCGAUUGGUCGUUCCACCGCUGACAGGAACGAAGUUACUUCCCAUAUCUUAUCAGAGGUAAAUAGCCGCUCGUUCAAGCUCUCGCAUCGCUUAUACCGCCGCGAUCUCGGUGAUAAUCGGCAAAUAGGAGAUCACGGGCAAGGGGCAAAUAUCAAGAUGAUACGGCUUAUAUCUGAACCAACGGAAACGGAAACAACGCGAAAUACGUCAUCUGCGGAUCCGCCAAAAGAGGUUAAGGAGACAGAGUUAAACAGAGCUCACGACACUAGCCUGGUGAACCCGUUGGUUAUUGGCAUUGCGGUAGUUUGCCUUUUGCUUUUGGUCGCUUUGGUUGUUGUGGCUGUCUUUUUCAGACGCAAACUGCUGACUCAGCAAACCCAGAAUUCUUCAGCAGUUGAGUCAAGAUCGGAAGAAGUUACCAUCAUGCGGACGAGGGGUGUGGCAGUGUGAAAAGCUGAAUUCUUACAAGCCAAGUGCAUUUCAUCCAGUCAUCGUUGUAUGUAUAUAAAACAGCUAUUAACGCGCUUCUGAAGCAAUCGAAUUUUAACCUAAACGCAGUAAAAAGUUCGGCACCUAAAUUUACCUCUAUACUGUUUUAUAUUCACAUCUUUGAAUCAACGACUGAUCACGCAAGGAAAUCAUUUAGUGUCGUAAUAAUAAUAUAAUAACUUAGCAACAGGUGACGGUGCUUAUUUCGAAAAAAAUAUUUUAACCGACUAACGAAGUCAGAGAUCGUGUUCAGAAGACAUCUGUUCCUCUGGCCUCUCUCUCUGGAUUUUCGUUGCUCCAUUCAAGGGUUAGCGCUUGGUCAACUGUUAAAAAUUCGCCUUGAUGGUUUGUCUGCCUAAUAUAAGUUCUUAAACAAGUUGGUGAGUGUUUUCUCUAUUGCCAAAGCAGCUCAUCGGAAAAUUUCAGAGUUGUGGCACCACUAUGGCAAUAAACGAUUCGAGAACGAGGUAUGAGGCGUUGGAAUAAAAGUUGUUAGAUAUUUAUUUUUCUUUUGAUACAACUACAGUCCCGUAUCACAGUUAAUAGUUGAGUCAGAGAAGUGCACAGAAACAAAAUGUCAUGUCAUUCCCGUGCUUUUCUGAAGCAUUUUGAUCAAAAAUUGUAAAAUAAAAGAUUAACAAUUGAGGUACUAAUAUAAGGCAAGAGUUUUAUGAUUUUUUUCAUUUGUGACCUGCGCAUAACCUGAUUAUUGUAAACUGCAAGCUAGAGCUAAAAAAUAUGGGAAAAAAUGAACUUUUGCUCUCAUUAGCGAUGGAGAGGAAAAAUAAAGUGGAACAUGAUAAUAUAAAGGAUAAAAAAUUUGGUGGAAAUGUAUUCUGACCACUAAAUUAAUGUUUGCUUAAUAUUUAUAUAGAUAGAAUUAGCUGUCUUUUCCUCUAUAUCUUUAUGAGAGUUAUUUAAUUAAUCGCUGGAUUCUAGGAGAGGAUUUUUAUCACGAGGAACAUUUUUACUUAUCAUGAUAUAUCUUUCACCGCGGCCUCGUUGUUUACGCCCAGGUCUACGC
Messenger RNA from Pocillopora meandrina, 20293 nucleotides. The record is from the annotation of a GenBank genome assembly. Lineage: Eukaryota; Metazoa; Cnidaria; Anthozoa; Scleractinia; Pocilloporidae.